AUGAGACUAAGCGAAUUAUUCACCACUAUCAUUGGACUAGCAUCGGCAGUUCAAGGUGCACCGGAUCAGCUACAAAUCAUUCCGCAAAACGAAGUUUCAUGUAGAACGCCAUCACAGAACGGAGAUGUGAUUGCCGUCCAUUACACGGGGAAGCUCGAAGACGGCACUAUAUUUGACUCGUCCUUGCCACGGAACAAGCCGAUCCAGUUCACCCUGGGUGUUGGACAAGUCAUCAAGGCCUGGGACGAGGGGCUCUUGGAGAUGUGUAUUGGGGAGAAGAGAAGACUCAUUAUCCCCUCCGAGCUGGCGUAUGGUAAAAGAGGUGCCGGCGGUGUCAUUCCGCCCAACGCCACCUUGGUAUUUGACACUGAGCUUGUCUCCAUCAAUGGUGCCAAAGAGGAAAAGGACGAGUUAUAA
Messenger RNA from Pichia kudriavzevii, 417 nucleotides. RefSeq lists its product as uncharacterized. Gene Ontology annotation, molecular function: peptidyl-prolyl cis-trans isomerase activity. Lineage: Eukaryota; Fungi; Ascomycota; Pichiomycetes; Pichiales; Pichiaceae. Gene Ontology annotation, biological process: protein peptidyl-prolyl isomerization. The transcript has a single exon. Bases 1 to 417 code for a protein of 138 amino acids. The record is from RefSeq and is a predicted model, not a curated record.